CAGAGUAGCGAAUAAGCAAAGUUUUGUUUUGGUUUGGUACGAAUUUCUAAUUAUUAAUUAAAACUCCAUUAAUACAGACAUUUGAACUAAAUCCAUAUUUUCUAAGAUAUGGCAGAUAAUCCAAGUAGUGACGGUCUUUCUGAAGCUGAGAGGCUGAGAGAAGAAGAAUUGGCGCGUGAAUUAGAGCAUAGCGAUUCUAAUGAAGAAGACAACAAUGAAAUUUCAAUGGAUAUUGAAGAAAAACUCCUAAAAGACGAACCUGAAUAUACAACAUUAGUCAACUAUGGUGAAUCAGGUGGCAGCGCUAACAUAGAAAGUGAAAUCAUUGAGACAUACUCAGAUAGUUCCCAGAACAUUGAAACAGUCCACCGAGCAGACGAACUUGGUAACAUUUACACUGAAAAUUCAGAUAUGAUUAGCUCCCAACCGGACACACUCACAGAUGCCAAUGAUCAGUAUGAAUCUUACAUCAAUGAUUACACUUUUAUCAACAGUUCCACACAGGACAAUGUUGAACAGGGCAUACCAUCGGAAACAGAUCAAGUGGCUACUAGUACUGAAAUUAAGGAUUCUGCCACAGAACCAACAAUGAGUGAAUAUCAAAACGAAUUUUCCCAAAGCAACUAUGAUAAUUCACGGACAAUGGAGGAAUAUUUAAUAAGUGAGCGGGAAAGGGAAAGAAAGAGUAAGAAGGAGUUGGAGGAAGAAGAAAGAGAAAAGAUGCAAGUGCUAGUCUCCAAUUUCACGGAAGAGCAGUUGAACAGGUAUGAGAUGUACCGUCGAGCCGCAUUCCCCAAAGCCGCAGUGAAGAGGCUCAUGCAGACCAUCACCGGGUGCUCCAUCGGGCAGAAUGUUGUCAUCGCCAUGUCUGGGAUUGCCAAAGUCUUUGUUGGUGAAGUUGUUGAGGAAGCCCUGGAGGUGUUGGAGAAGUCCGGCGAGUCGGGCCCGCUGCAGCCCAAGCACCUGCGCGAGGCGCUGCGGCGGCUGCGCGUGCGCGGGACCAUCCCCUCUAGGAAGGCACAUCGCAGUAUGUUCACGCUGUAGUUGGGUUGUCUAUGGUUUAUUGCAGUGUUUUUCAACCUGUGGGUCGCGACCCCUUGGGGAGUCGCCAAGCUUCUGUAGGUGGGUCGCCAGAGAUCGAAAAAACUGGAUACUUUAGUUGGAGAUCAUAAAUAAUAAUACUGUAACAUACACAUACACACAUGAAAAAAAAAACCGAAGGGUCCAGGGGGUCGCAUGAUGAAAAAGGUUGAAAAACACUGGUUUAUUGUGUUGGGCCACAUUAACGGGAAACGCCAUAUUGACAUUGCCAUUAAUUUAUGAUAUAAAAUAUUCCUUAAAUUGUUUAUUUAGUGAUCAAAUUUAA
Molecule: messenger RNA, 1366 nt
Organism: Plutella xylostella (diamondback moth)
Lineage: Eukaryota; Metazoa; Arthropoda; Insecta; Lepidoptera; Plutellidae
Gene: Taf11
Product: TATA-box binding protein associated factor 11
Biological process (GO): transcription initiation at RNA polymerase II promoter; RNA polymerase II preinitiation complex assembly
Cellular component (GO): transcription factor TFIID complex; nucleus
Molecular function (GO): protein heterodimerization activity; RNA polymerase II general transcription initiation factor activity
Source: RefSeq, a predicted model, not a curated record